GCAGCAGCAGCGGUGGCAGCGGCAGAAGCAGCGGCAGCAGCGGCUUGGAGCAGCCGCACCUUCACCACUGGAUCCUCGGCGUCGCUGCCUGUUUGUUCCCCUGAAGAAGCAGAAACAGCAGCAGCAGCAGCGGCAGAAGAAGAAGAAGAAGACUAGGGAUUGUGUUGCGUUCACAGUUUGCGGAGACACUGCGGUUGCCUGGUGCUCUCAUAGCACAGGAAUACAUUAGCCAAGAUGAUGUGCGAGGUGAUGCCCACCAUCAGCGAGGACACGGCGAUGAGCCAGCGGGGCUCGCAGAGCAGCUCCUCGGACCCGGACUCUCACUUUGAACAGCUGAUGGUCAACAUGCUGGACGAGAGGGACCGGCUGCUGGACACGCUGAGGGAGACCCAGGAGAGCCUGGGACUGGCCCAGCAACAUCUCCAGGACGUCAUCUAUGACCGCGACUCACUGCAGCGCCAGCUCAGCUCCGCCCUGCCACAGGAGUUCGCCGCACUGACCAAGGAACUGAAUGCCUGCAGGGAGCAGCUGCUGGAGAAGGAGGAGGAGAUCUCGGAGCUCAAAGCGGAGAGGAACAACACGAGGCUGCUGCUGGAACAUCUGGAGUGCCUGGUGUCCAGACACGAGCGGUCGCUUCGCAUGACAGUGGUCAAGCGUCAGGCUCAGUCUCCGUCAGGAGUGUCCAGUGAAGUCGAGGUCCUCAAAGCACUCAAGUCCUUGUUCGAACACCACAAAGCCCUCGACGAGAAGGUACGGGAGAGACUACGGGUGUCACUGGAGAGGGUGUCCGUCUUGGAGGAGGAGCUUACAGCAGCCAAUCAGGAGAUUGUGGCCUUACGGGAACAGAAUGCUCACAUCCAGAGGAAAGUGGCGUCUGGAGAUGGAAGCGAGGACCUGCUGGACGGCACUGAAGCUCAGCAGAAGGUCCACAACAAGCGUCUGUCCAACGGCUCGCUGGAGUCGGCGCACGAGGCGAGCCAGGUGGUGGAGCUGCAGGAUCUGCUGGAGAAGCAGAACUACGAGCUGGCCCAGAUGAAGGAGCGCAUGUCCUCGCUCUCGUCCCGCGUCUCCGAGGUGGAGCAGGAGCUGGAGACGGCGCGCAAGGACCUCAUCAAGUCGGAGGAGAUGAACAACAAGUACCAGAGGGACAUCAAAGAGGCCAUGUGUCAGAAGGAGGACAUGGAGGAGCGGAUCGUGACGCUGGAGAAGCGCUACCUGAGCGCCCAGCGGGAGUCGACCUCGGUGCACGACAUUAACGACAAGCUGGAGAACGAGUUGGCGAAUAAGGAGGCGUUUCUCAGGCAGAUGGAGGAGAAGAACAGGCAGCUACAGGAGCGGCUGGAACUCGCCGAGCAGAAGCUCCAGCAGACCAUGAGGAAGGCCGAGACGCUGCCGGAGGUCGAGGCCGAACUGGCCCAGAGGAUAGCGGCCCUCACCAAGUCCGACUCCAGCUCCUCUUCCUCCCCCGAUGAUUAUCACUUUGUUAUGGAAGCUAAACUCCAAGACAUGAACUCCAUUCUUAGGAAGGCGGAGGAGCGUCACGGCAGCAUCGAGGAGCGGAUGAGGCACUUGGAAUGCCAGCUGGAGGAGAAGAACCAGGAGCUGCUGCGGGCUCGACAGCGGGAGAAGAUGAACGAAGAGCACAACAAGCGACUCUCGGACACGGUCGACCGACUCCUCACCGAGUCCAACGAGCGACUGCAGCUCCACCUCAAGGAGAGGAUGGCGGCGCUGGAGGAGAAGAACGUCUUGAUCCAAGACUCGGAGGGUUACAGGAAACGGUACGAGGAGUCGAUCCAGGAAAAAACACACCUGGCGGAGGAGAUCGACAAACUGCGAUCGGAGCUCGACCAGUUCAGACUGAGGGCAGGCUCCCUCACAGAACCCACUCUGUCCAGGUCUCACUUGGACACGUCAGGCGAGCUGCGGUUCUCGCUGGGAUCUUUGGCCGAGACGCAGUCUGACCACUACCGCUCGGCCAAGGUCAUCCGCCGGCCGAGGAGGGGUCGGAUGGGUCUGCGUGAAACCAAGGCCAAAUCGCUCGGGGAGCACGAGUGGCGCUCGCAGCAGCUGGGCGUUCUGGGCGGCCACCACUUCGAGAGCGACACGGAGAUGUCGGACAUCGACGACGACGACAGGGAAACGCUGUUCAGCUCCAUGGACAUGCUGUCGCCCGGCGGCCACUCCGACGCCCAGACGCUGGCCAUGAUGCUGCAGGAGCAGCUGGACGCCAUCAACAAGGAGAUUCGGCUCAUACAGGAGGAGAAGGAGUCGACAGAGCUGCGGGCUGAGGAGAUCGAGAACCGCGUGGCCAGCGUCAGCCUCGAGGGCCUCAACCUGGCGCGCAUGCAUCACCACGGCGCCUCCAUCACUGCCUCCGCCACCGCCUCCUCCCUGGCCUCCUCCUCCCCGCCCAGCGGUCACUCCACUCCCAAACUCGACCCGCGCAGUCCGGCUCGAGACAUGGAGCGCAUGGGCGUCAUGACACUGCCCAGUGAUUUGAGGAAACACAGGAGAAAGAUAGCAGCGGUGGAAGAGGACGGUCGCGAAGACAAGGCCACCAUCAAGUGCGAGACAUCGCCUCCUCCAACGCCACGUACCGUCCGAAUGACACACACACUGCCGGCCUCCUCGCACAACGACGCACGAGGGAUCGUGGCGUCUCUGGAGGCCGAGGCCUUGAGUAGCGUCGCCAGCAGCCAAGACUCCCUCCACAAGCAGCCGAAGAAAAAGGGCAUCAAGUCCUCCAUCGGGCGGCUUUUUGGCAAGAAGGAGAAAGGUCGACUGGGGCACAUGGCGCACAGACAGGUCAUGGUGGAUCCACAAGCAACCCUGAUGGACGCUGACAUGGCGGGCCAGGAAAUCGGUGUGAGCAAGCUGGGGACGCAGGCCGAGAAGGACCGCAGGUUGAAAAAGAACAGUGUCCAGGAUUAAGGCCACACCCACCACCUUGCAUCUUGGCGCCUCCUCCACUGCGCUGCAUGCCAUUAAGCUGCCUGCUCUGUUUUUCCAUUUCAGCAUCUUGAUCGAUCAGUACCCGCUGUGGUUCUCAUUGUGUGUGUUUUUUUUUUUUUUUUUUGCUUUUUCUCUCUCUAUAAAGAGGAAAACAACAAAUAAGUGAAUGUAACUUUGAAGCAUUUGAAUGUAAGUUGGCGGGGGGUAGCGGGGGGUAACGGGGUCUUGCUGGUGUUUGUUUUCGGUGCAUUCCCCAUUUCCUCUGCUGCACGAGAUGUGGUCAGGACUGCAUUGUAGAAGACAACGUGAUUUGACUGGUCUACAGAUGCCUCCUGUUGACGAAUGCCCUCCAUUGUGAAAAUCUGUGUGUGCG
This is a messenger RNA of Solea senegalensis (Senegalese sole), 3328 nucleotides long. Its product is annotated as liprin-alpha-2-like. Gene Ontology annotation, cellular component: presynaptic active zone. Lineage: Eukaryota; Metazoa; Chordata; Actinopteri; Pleuronectiformes; Soleidae. The transcript is spliced from 22 exons. The record is from RefSeq and is a predicted model, not a curated record. The coding region runs from base 235 to 2934 and encodes 899 amino acids. Gene Ontology annotation, biological process: synapse organization.